AUGAAUACGUGCACGUUUGUUACAUUUUUUGUGUUAGUCUUAUCCAAGAAUCUAACAUCAUUUCCAACAUUAACUUCUUUAACGGAACAAACUGCAGCUCGAAUAGUCAAUGGCUACGAAGUUAAUAUAACAGACGUUCCAUAUCAAGCAGCUCUCAGAAGAAGGGUGUUAGCGGGUUGGGCGCAUAUGUGCGGUGCUGUUAUAAUCAGCACAAAGACGUUGUUAACCGCAGCGCACUGUACUACAAGUUUUGUGGGAGAUCCAUCUUCUUUACGAGCCGUCGUCGGUACAGCCUUCCGUUUGUCCGGAGGGAAAUCGUACGAAUUAUCGAGGGUCGUAGUCCAUGAGUACUAUUCACCACUUUCUUUAGAAAAUGACAUUUCAUUGCUAGUGACCAGUAAGCAGAUGAGUUUUGGUGAGAGUGUAAAGGCAGUAAAUUUUGCUCGUGCUACUCACGUGUUGCCUGUUGGUACUGAAGCUAUAGUUUCUGGAUUCGGUAGUGUCUCGUACGAAGGUCCGGCGUCGACAGUUUUGCUUGCAGCGCGCGUUACAAUAGUCGAGCAGGAUACUUGCGCGCGCGCAUACCUGCGCAUCGCUGAUAUCACCACUGGAAUGCUUUGCGCAAACGCUACUAAUCCUCAAAGAGAUGCUUGCCAAGGAGACUCCGGUGGGCCUCUAGUUGCUAACAACACCCUAGUGGGAAUAGUAUCCUGGGGUGAAGGCUGUGCAGACCUCACGUACCCUGGAGUUUAUACGAGAGUCUCCGAAUAUAGUUCAUGGAUUCUAACUUACAUAGAGAGUUGA
Messenger RNA from Parnassius apollo (apollo), 804 nucleotides. The record is from the annotation of a GenBank genome assembly. Lineage: Eukaryota; Metazoa; Arthropoda; Insecta; Lepidoptera; Papilionidae.